Molecule: messenger RNA, 513 nt
Organism: Pieris napi
Lineage: Eukaryota; Metazoa; Arthropoda; Insecta; Lepidoptera; Pieridae
Exons: 4
Coding region: 7-513 (168 amino acids)
Source: RefSeq, a predicted model, not a curated record
ACGAAGAUGCGGUGCGCUGGUUUCAUUUUAAUAGUAUUAUUCACGCCAUCUAAUGGCCUCAAUAUAGCAAAACCAGAGAAACAGAUAAUGAAUGAUCUAUCUUGGGGUACUAAAUCAAAACUACUAAAGGACUAUCGUGAAAGGCGUGUUGGUGUAUCCUACCUUCGUGAGGGUGUGACUGAAGCGGAAGAUUCCAUGAAAUUGAAACUAUUUCGAUUAAUGUAUGAAACGGUUCGAGACAGCGAUUUGAAAGUACGAAGGGCUGAAUUAAUAAGACGACAUUACACAAAUUCAACUUCUUUUGAUAUGGGCUUCAUUAUAGGCGAUAUAACAGAUAAAUUCAGUAUUAUAUCCGAUAUUGCCCUAACGAUGAAAAGAUUAUACAAAGAGUGGAAGCCAAUGGAGCAUAUAAGUGCGUACGAGCAGAUCGCGAAUAAAGCUAUUGAAAUCACAAACUUGAUUGACAUGGUACGACUCAUAGAACGGAAGAACACGAAGGUUGCCAGGAUUUGA